Molecule: messenger RNA, 1363 nt
Organism: Moneuplotes crassus
Lineage: Eukaryota; Ciliophora; Spirotrichea; Euplotida; Euplotidae
Source: the annotation of a GenBank genome assembly
GAUGCCAAUUCCCAAUAAACCAUCAGAUCCUCCCUCCAACCCCUGCACACAAUGCUCUUCCAGAAUCGAUACCCUAGAAUCAGAGGUUAGAGCACUCAAAGACCUCGUUUUCUACCUCUACAAAAGCCACAUCCCUCAAAACUCCCAUCUCUCUCAAUCCCCAACUCAAUCCUCCCUCUCCACCACCCCAGUCCCACCCCCUUACCCAUUCCCACCCCCCUCAGCUCCCACCCAAAACCCCUCAAAUCCCCUUCCAAAGAACCACAGAAACGAAAAUGGAGAUUUCUCCAAUAAAGACAGCAGUGAGUUAUUAGAAAUGGAAGCUAGUGAAGUACUCCUUCCUGAGGUCCCUGAAGAGUCAAGCAAUGUUGCUUCAGAGAUCUACCAAGAAGCAUGACAGGAAACUUACCAGGAAAACUCUCAUCCUAAUUCCUAUAUGAGCUUAGAGAGGAGUAAGAGUCCUUUGAUGGAGCAGAUUGAGCAAAAGCAAAUGCAGAUUAACCAAUCGAGAAGUAUCAAAAGUGAUGGUAAAGGCCACAAUUCUUCUAAAAAUGAGGAUGUAACGGAAGAAGAAAAAGCAGAAUUUUAUUUUAGCUGUCACGAAAGAAUGAGAAAUGAUGGGGCAAAUAGGGAAAGCAAAGAUUCUCAUCAAGAAAAUAUAUUUACAAAUUCUUUUUAUGAAGAAAAUAUGAAAGCCUUAAGAGAGACGCAAAGCAUGCCAAAUCUAAGCAAAACUACACUUAACGAAGAGAUUGAGUAUGAAUUAGCAAAUUACAAACUAAACGAGAGCUCAAACGCUGACAUUGAAGAUUUAUCACCAAAUAAUGAAGAAGAAGCUCAGAAUACUAGUAGGUUUUCAAGUAUCAAGAAAUACAAAAAAAUGGAUGAAGAAAUUCGGCCUAAGUUUAUAACAAAACUAAAUUCUGCCAGAAAGAAUUUAAACAGAAGCGAUGAGUUCGAAGCUCAAGAUAUCAUUAACAGCAUUAAUCAUCAUGAAUCCAAACAAGAAGAUUCUGAACUGAAAGAAAGUUCUAUCGAAAAAGCUUUGUUUCAGCCAUUUGAAUACGGUAGAAGCUACCCUGACCUAAAAAAAUGCUCUACCUCUCCCAAAAAGAAACCUAAGAGUGCCUCAUCUCAAAAGAAUCCAUUCGAAUACACCUUCGGAAAGAAAAACUUAAAACUCAGUAUCGGAAAGCCCACCACACACUAUAAGAACGCUCCUCCAGCCCCUUUGCCUCUCGGUGACGAAGCAUGUGACAGCGAAUCGACCAUUGUCUUCAACACAAGUGGUGACCAGAAGCACCCUAGCAGGAACCAAGACUACUACAAAAUGUCUGAUUCCUGGAACAAUACCAGUACAUAA